Patiria miniata (bat star) is the source of this 4540-nucleotide messenger RNA. RefSeq names its product trimethylguanosine synthase-like. Gene Ontology annotation, molecular function: RNA cap trimethylguanosine synthase activity. Gene Ontology annotation, cellular component: nucleus. Gene Ontology annotation, biological process: 7-methylguanosine cap hypermethylation; 7-methylguanosine RNA capping. The record is from RefSeq and is a predicted model, not a curated record. Bases 160 to 3753 code for a protein of 1197 amino acids. The transcript has 11 exons. NCBI's taxonomy places the organism in Eukaryota, Metazoa, Echinodermata, Asteroidea, Valvatida, Asterinidae.
GUGUCCUUCUGAAUAAAACGCACGAGGAUCGUUUGUGCAUGUGUGUGAUGCAAUUUUGUAAACAUUGCAUUGAUGAGACGCCAAAACUCAGACUUUUACUGAAUUCGACAAGUUAAUUUCGCUUUCAGCACCGAUCCCUUAGAUCCUCCGAGUGCUUAGAUGGCAGAACAUUACUACAGUCAGUGCGUAGCAGAGCUUCAAUUUACGAUGCCACCAAAUCCAAAUGAACAGCGCCCUCAAGUGUCUGUGAGGUGCACAAGAGCGUUCUGCAGUGAUUCCAAACUCUAUGAGUGGGGGUUGUAUGGCAAGCCUGAUCCGUCAAAAUACAAAGAUCUGGAAGCAAAGGAGCUGGAUACUGAUGAAGAUGAAUUGGACAGAGCUUUGACUGAAAGCGACCAAUUAAAAUCUGGUGAUGUCAUCACCAACCAAUUAGAUGUUGUUCCUGAGCUGACCACUGAAAUUUUCCAAUCAGAAUCAACAGGUGAUGAUGUCACACUGUGUAAUGAGCAAUAUGAAUAUUCAUCAAGCAACAUCAGGGUCGAUGGUAAGAACAUCAGUCCAUACACAAAGCCCAGUUUGCCGUUCCAGGGAGAAUUUGCAUCAGAACAGGAAGUGAUGAGAGACAUGGGCCUUCCUCUCAGUUUCGUCAGGUCGCUCCGAGAUUUUGAUGAGGACGAUGACUACAUGCCCAAAGUGAGAUAUGGGAACAAGCAAGCAAACAAGAAAAACAAGAAGAAGAAGAAGCAGCAGCGAGUUUGGAGUCAUGACCUUGACCCUUCCCACCAUGCAUCAGAGACAGAUGUUUCCCAUCAUGCAUCAGAGACAGAUGUAUCCCAUCAUGCAUCAGAGACAAAUGUAUCCCACAAUGCUUUGGAAGCUCCAGAAAAGGAAGAACAGGCACCAGACACUUGCGUUGCUCCGUUGCCUGGCAACUGGUCCACCGUCACAUCAAAAGAAGAUGAGUGCUGUCAUGGAGACGGUAUCCAGGCAACUGAUGUUGCCGAGGAAGCAGAUGUUGACACAGGAUGGAAGGAGUAUUGGGAGACAUACGGGGAAACGCUCAUUUGGGAGAACUGGGUCCAGAAAUAUCCAGAUCAAGUAGUUGGCGAUGGCCUCAUUGAAGCAUCAUCUAUGCAGUCAGGUGGAGAACAUCAACUACAAGAUGAAAUGAGUGAACCUGUGAAAAAUGAGAGCAAUACGAACAUCGUGGAGGCCAUAUGUGCACAAGAUUUCCCCGUGUCAUUUGAUGAGGCGACAAAGUUUGAAGCAAAUGAAAUUUUGGGUAGUAAAUCAAGUUUACUUCGUAAAGAACACACAGUGACUGACUUGGUUGCUACAGAGCAUGUAUCUGGCUCAGAAAUUGAAGAACACUUACAUCAGUUUCAAGAAGCCACUAUUCAGUCUGUAGCUGAAGAGAUGUCGACCGUUUCUCUUGAGGAUUGUAAGACAACAUCAACGAUGAAUGUUACAAAUGAUUCCGAUUCGUUGACAAGAGUUGAGAGUGGCCCGACUGAUGAUCGCAAGCUUUCAGACCAGUCAGCAAUUUUCCUGAAAAUAACAGGGAAAGGAGAAUCCUUUCCUAACAGUUGUGAAGAAUUGCCAGACGAGUUCAACGGGAAAGAUGCUGCACGUCAAGAUUUGGAGAAUGCGUCUACGCAAAUUGGGAAUGAAAACAGUGUCGGUGAGUUGCAGAGUAACUCAUGCACUAGAAAUGGAUGGACUGAAGAAUGGAGUCGAUUGUGGGAUGAACACUGUGGAGAAGUCUAUUGGUACUAUCACCAGUAUUACCAUACUAACAUAAAGAACGGUGUUACUGAGAAUGGAGAACAUGGGUUACCAGACUGUAGGACUAGCCAAUCAGAAGAGAGGACAUGCUCAGUGGCUGACCAAUCACAGCUGGUGCUACAUUCUUGUGCUGACUAUAGCCAAUCAUGUGAAGAGGUUGAGGACAGCAGUGACUGUACAGCCAAUCAGCUCCCGUCUGAUGAAUCAGUGCACCAAUCACAAGCUUCCAAUACAUCAGGUGAUGCUGUUGACCAAUCACAGAGAGUCAACUCCUGUAAUGGCAUCGAUCACAACACAGAAGAGUUGAAUAACUCUAAUGGAAGUAAUAGAGAUUGUGAUAAUAGCUGUCGCAGUGAUAGUGACGUUGACAAAGAGCCAUUCGACGGAAAAUCAAAACGGAAAAAGGUUUCUCAAAAGUCACAGUUGAGUGGAGAUGGGGCGAACGUAUCUCAACAAAUAGGGCAUGGAAGUGGAAGACUCCAUUCCAAAGGCGGGGGUGACGGAGUUGGACAUGGAGGGGAUGGGGAGGAGCCACCGGAGGAGAGGCCAAGACAAAUGAAGAGGAGCCACGAAUUGGAAACUGAUGGUGAAGGAGGCAGAGAUGUUCUGAAACGACUUGGAUUGAGCUCAGACGCUGAAUCUAAGAAGUUUCGAGAGCAGGAAAGGUUUUCCUCGGUCAGAGUUAAGUACAUCCGGAAAAACGUCAGUAAGAAAUCCAAAUCGCUGAACAUGCGGAAAGCUCCGAUGCACAUCUGGUUUGAUGAGGAGGCAGGAGAGGCGAGCAAUGGAGAAGCAGAGAUUCAACGCGAGCGGUCAGAUGGCGCAGAGAGUUUGAAGCAAGUGAAGAAGAUGCCGGGCAGCAACACGAUUAGUAAGGUGAAGGCAUUCUUAAGUUCCCAGGGAGAGGAAAGAAGCAAUCAACUGCAGAGGAAGUCAGCACCUCUUGGUGAAACGGCGGAUAACAAUGCGAGUACAGAAAACACCGAAAGAGGUUCCACAGAAGAGCAGAACGCAACGUCAACUUCUGUCAGCCUUGAGGAUGAAACAAAGGACUCCGGUGUUUUUGUGGAACAGACAUUGUGUUGGACCUCAGAUCAGGAGAACUCCAGUGCUGCUUGUGGCUUGCAAAAGGAUUCCGCUUUUGAAGAAAUCACCGAAACAGAGUCACAAGAUCAGGAAUCAAUGUCUGAGGCAUCUAAAGCAGUUACCAAAGAGAACGGGAACUCCUCCAAGAAUCUUCCACAAGACGUUGGCAUCCGGGAGGCGGGGACUUCACUUGGUGCUCCUCAGAAUAAGAAAUCAACCGCUUCAUCUCAAGAUCCGAGACUUGCUGAAUACCCAGAGAUAAGCAGCAAUCCAAGCAUGAUGAAAUAUUGGGUUCAACGCUAUCGCCUGUUCUCCAGAUUUGACCAUGGGAUUAAGAUGGAUGAAGAGGGUUGGUACUCAGUCACUCCCGAGAGGAUAGCCAAACAUCAAGCCCGGCGUUGUCGCUCCGAUAUUAUCAUCGACGCCUUCUGUGGUGUUGGGGGAAACGCAAUACAGCUGGCGUUCACCUGUGAGAGAGUGAUAGCAGUCGACAUCGAUCCAGUAAAGAUAGACUGUGCACGUCACAACGCCAAAGUCUACGGUGUUGCAGACCGCAUUGAGUUUAUUCAAGGGGACUACUUUCUUCUGGCCGAUCGCCUCAAGGCCGACGUGGUAUUCCUGAGCCCUCCCUGGGGCGGGCCGGACUACUUGCAAGCUGAUGUCUACGAUAUUACCACCAUGAUGCCUCUAGAUGCCUUCAAGCUGUUUGAGAAGACCAAGCAGAUUACAGAGAAUAUCGCUUUCUUUGUUCCACGGAAUGCAAACGUGGAUCAGUUGGCAUCUUUAGCAGGCCCUGGAGGACGUAUGGAGAUAGAGCAGAAUUUUCUCAAUAAGAAAAUCAAGACAGUGACUGCUUACUACGGAGAACUUGUGGAUGGUUGAAGUCCUGCUGUCAGACAAAAUCGACACAUUCAAUCCGAGGAGAAAUCACCCAUUAGUCACUGUACCGCUCCAAACCCGCUAUUACUUCCUGUAGCACCUAAAACCGCCUGAGCUCUCUAUGGUUUUAUGGGUUCAUCAGGAAAUAAAUACAAUGUAUCACAAUGAAAUACAAUGUAUCACAAUGAUAUACAAUGUAAUACAAUUUGACAGGUACUGCUAAUAGGUCAACUUGUGUCAAACAUAUUUCAAAAUUUCAUUCGCUCCACAGAACCAUUUCAUAAUUGGCCUUUCAUAAGAGGUACAUCUUCAAAAACCAGGGCAAACAUUGAAAGAAACCAUUGUUCAACAAAUUAUUUAUGGCACCAGAUUGAAUACAAGUUUAUCACAUUUUCUUGAAUUGGUAAGCCUUUGAUGCGUUGUGCAUGUGUUGGCCGAAGAUCCUAUAGUUCAAACUGUAAAACCAUUUUAAAAAAUAUCCUUCAAGGACAAGGUAGUUGACAACAGAGAGACUUUUUAUUCAUGGUGGUGUGCUCAUGUGUACACACCGAGUACGUCAUUGAAGGGUAAAAUCUAAUAUUGAAUUUGCUCUUGGAUUCUUUUGAAGAACAUUUGGAUUAUCUGUGUUCAAGACUCGAAAUCAAAAGACACAGGCAUUUGCAUUUUUUUUUUCUGGAUCUAAUUUAUUCAAACAUUCUUUUUAAAACAUAAAUUAUUCCACUCAAGAGGUCUAACUAUUGAACAUGAAUGGUCCAAGUGUGAAAACAGGAAUUGUCGAGUUUUGCUUAGC